AUGGAACUCACCUGGAGAGAAAACUUCCACUCCGUGGAAAUAAGGCUGAAAAAGGAAGGAAUCAGCGAAGGUGAACAGCGCAGCAAAAGCGUCUUCUCCGAUGUCAGAUGCAUUGAAGACCUGUCCACCUACGAUGAACACGUAGUUGAAGUGGAAAAGGCAAAGGACCUCCUCAUAUCAGACACGUACAUCAAAAUAAACCAGAAAAAUAAAGUCGUGAAUAUCGAUUUGUAUGACAAAAUAAGCAUAAACAAGGAACACGUACAGGUUAGAGAAAACACCCAAUUUAUUAUCCUAAAUUUGAAGAAAAAAGAAAACAAAUUAUGGGGACAUUUAAAUUACUUCAAUAUUUUCCUCCUAUACAAAAAUGCCACGUACCCAAAUUUGAUAAAAUGCACAAAGGAAGAAAAGAACAAAUUAAUUGCACAGGAGCAGAAAUUCAAAUCGGUAAUUAAUGAGAGAAGAAUAAAAAGUUUAGAUGAUCUAAAGAAAAUGCUCAAGAGAGAUAAAAACUCGCGAGACGAUUUUUUAAAGAAGCUGCAGGAUGAUGCGCAAAGGAUACAGUCCCAGCUGGAGGAACAAAAAAAUGAGAUGCUCAGAAACCAAAAGGAAGAAAUUCGAAAAAGAGCGGUCGAUUCAAUAUACCGAGAUUGUGAAGAAGACCAAAUGGAUAAACUCGAUCAGCAUGAUGAGGUAGACAGGGAAAAUCGCUCCAAUCCAAAUGUGGACAACCGUAACGAGCUGCAAAUCUCUGAAGAAAAGAAAUCGAAUGUUAUAAAUAGCCAAGCGGAAGAACUAGUCCAAGAUACUACAGGAAAAAACAAUCAUCUGGUUGUACCCUGCUCCGAUAUAGUUAAGAAAGAAGAACCUAAAGUACUACUACUGGCAGAUCGAGCAACACAAAAUAAGGUCAUCCAAUUGAAUUUUACCCAAAUGAAGAGGAACGAACUCCCUGCAAGGGAAUCCAGAAUGCUGAAACAGAAGCUACCCAGUUGUACGUCCACCAAGAAUUUCUUCCUCAUCGUUUUGAUAGAAAAGGCAAAGAAGCUCUACUUCAAGAAUUCCGAUUUUGUCAGUUGCUUGGAGACGCUCAAAUCGGUGUCCUCCUACCUGCUCAAUGGUCACGAACUAAGUAAGGAAGAACACAUAAAGGUGCUGAACAAUUGUUCCCUACUCCACCUGCUGACGAACAACCUGGAAGAAUGCAUCCGUGCAUGUGACAGCUGUUUGGACAUAAUAAAUGAAGAAGUAAAAUGUUACAAUGUGCAGGAUUCCGUUUUUGAGGAAAACAUGCCAAAGGAUGGAAACAGCAGUCAUAGGAAGACAUGGAACACGUUAGAAAAAAUAAAAUCACAAAACUAUGUUCAGUAUAUGUACAGCAUCUACACCAUUGUCAGUGCACGAAAAGUACUUGCGUUGAUUAAACAAGGGGAAGAGACAUGUUUAGAAAAUGUAGAAAAAAUUCACCUCUCCAUUGAAGAUAUAAAGAGAUAUUUACCAUACCACAUUUUGGUGGAUUUCCAAAAGGGAAUUGAAAACACGAGACUUUUCACCACCCUGCUGAGUGAAAUACGCACCCUCAACUUGGAAAACAUCCCCCACACGGACCAAGUAAAGCACAGACUAGCUUUAAUCAACAAACAUAUGGUAGGGGAGUAUUUUCGACACGACAUUAACUUCUGCUUCUUCUUCACCAUGAUCAGAUCGUUUAGUUUAAAGAACCUCAACAGAUAUUACGAAAACGUUGUAAACAUUAUGCUGUGUAUUUUUGUCCUCAUAGAAAAAGAACAGGAAAUUUAUUUGCACCUAAACAAUGUAGAACAUUGUGCAGCUUCGAUUUUCACACUUCUUCACGUAUACCAGUUUGUUCUUCUCAUUAAAAAUGAAAGCAGCUUUUGUGACAAAAUGGGAAAAAUGGACACCCUAGAUGUAGACUCCUUUGAAUGCCCUAAAAUGACAGACGAAAUUAUGCACAUUCUGACCAACUACUUGGUGGGAGAAUACACCGACUUGGAUUUUAUUCUUCAGAGUAACCUGUGCUUGCAGGGGAUCCUCCGCGCAGUCUGUCACGAUAGAAGUGAUACACUCCAAGGAGAAGCGCUGCAGAAACGUUAUGAAAUCACUCAGAAGGAAGACGAACUCCCAAUUGAACAACAUACAAUGGACGCAUACCAAGAAAAGGAACAACUCUUCCCCCUUAGGGACAUCCUCUUACAGAAAAUCCCCUACAAAAUGAAAAAGGCCGAAAAAAUCGUCAAACAUUUCUGUAGAACAAAUGCACACACAUACAAUCAUGUGAAGGUAGAACUCUUUGCAAAUGUGACAGAGUACCUGAACGUGAAGCAGAAAUGUGAGUUGCUCAAAAUAGACAUUGUCACAAAAAUGAUAAAGUCCAUGUGCUACACGCUAAAUAUAAUACAAAAAAUGUAUAAGGAAAAUGAAAAAAAAAAGACGCAACUAAAGAAAGUUAUCUACACCUUACUAAUUGAUUUAUCAUGGAGCAUCCAUAAUAUUAACCCUUCCUCUGAAGAAACGGAAAAUGUGGUUAGUCUGUUGCUUCUCUACUUUUGCUUUUCCUUUAUUUAUAAUUAUCCCAAGAAUGAAUUCAUCAUCGACACGCAUUACAAAAGACCCAACGAGGAGGCUCAUUCGAAGUACCUCUCCCUGAAUGAUGCAGCACAAGAGGGAAAAACAUUUUCCAAAGACAAGUUAAAAAGCAUACUAGAGAAAACAUGCAGCAUUUUGCUGCUAUGUUCUCAGUACUAUUCCCCCUCCUUAUCAAAUUUUAGCCUUCCUUACAUAUGCGAAUUGCGCACUAUUUUUAACUCAUCCUUUUUCGAAACAAAUGAGCAAAGAAAAGUUACACCAAAUAAGAACCUCACGAUCGCAUCAAGAAAAAAUUUGCAGAAAAGCGUAUCCCAUUUUACCGAUGCAGCGUCGCUCACAUUUAAGAAUGCAAAACGAGCCCACUUUUUACAGUCACUUCAAGAUGGUGACAUGCAAAAAGCGCUAGUGCCUUACAUUCAAACUGUCCUACGUAGACUUAAAAAGGUUAAAAUAGUCCAAACCAUUUCUACCUCUCUACAUCGCAUACACGCGGAUGGGAAUAUUCAAGCAAACAUUCGGGACGUCCUUCUAAUCUAUUUGGACAACCUCUCCGUUGACUUCCACAUUUUGAACCGCGUCUUUCACUUCUGCCACCAAGAGGACCUAUAUCCCCCCUUACUCCUUAAGGAGAAAGCGACAAAAAACCUUACAAAUUUUAGUGACAUUUCCUGUUGCGUCAAAUCGAGAGACCUCCUUCCGAACGUUGAGGAAUAUAAGCAUGUGCUUAAUCACUAUUACAAGAAAUUCUUAAGAACAAAAAUUUUCCUCCUAAGUGGUGAAUGUGCUCUCUGCGUGUGA
Messenger RNA from Plasmodium coatneyi, 3405 nucleotides. RefSeq lists its product as uncharacterized. The transcript has 5 exons. The coding region runs from base 1 to 3405 and encodes 1134 amino acids. NCBI's taxonomy places the organism in Eukaryota, Apicomplexa, Aconoidasida, Haemosporida, Plasmodiidae. The record is from RefSeq and is a predicted model, not a curated record.